AUGUUCAGAAGAGGGAAUAAACCACUCUUUCUAUGGCGAUCUGUUCGGAACUUUCAUUUACCUAGCAUUGCUGCUGUUCUGGGGUUAGUCAUCUUUAUCUCUCUUUUAUUUUCUCUAUGUAGUAGGGAAAAUCCAGCCAAAGGUGAAAGCUCACGCGCUCAUGAAACUAAAAGACUCCAAUUUCAAGUGCUUCCCAACCCAACUGUGGAAUAUAUAGAAGAAGCACAAGUCAUUUGGCAAAUACCAUCAGAUCCUAAAGCUGUUCUUUUUAUAGCUCAUGGUUGUGGUGGAAGUGCCCUUAACUUUUGGGAUUCAUGUCUUGGUUGUCCAAAUUGUGUGGGUUUGCCCGAAGAAAAGCGAAUUGUCCUUGAUGCACUCGCUCAAAAUUUAGCUGUUCUUGUCGUAACAAGCACUGAUGUAUGUUGGUCAUAUAGAAAAGACGGGUCAAGGGUGAAAAAAACUAUACAAUGGUGGUUAGAAAAACAUGAUUUAGUGAAAUCUCCGUUGGUUGGUUUAGGGGCUUCUUCUGGUGGGUAUUUUCUUUCUGUUCUUGCAACGGAGGUAAGGUUUAGAGGGAUUGUUCUUAUGAUUUCUUCCGGACUGUUUGAUCGGAUGGUUAGCAUCCCGGAUAAUUACCCUCCUACCCUCUUCCUGCACAUGCCUAAGGAUGUUAGAAGAGGAAGGAAGAUUGAUAGACAUGUUGAGAUGUUAAGAAAGAAGGGCAUUGAAGUUCAGAAGAUUGAGUGCUUGGAAUUUCCACUUACACCAAUUUGGCUAACUGAUAGAGUUACGGAUUUAAACCAUACCACAUCAUUGAAGCUAUUCGAACUGUUCAGUAGCAAAGGUUUUAUUGAUGCUAAGGGGUAUAUGAAAAAUGAUGGACGUGCAACUCCUUGGAGAGAAGCCCUGAAGCAGAGCAACAUUCUUUUGAAAUAUGAGUCUAAAUUGAUGCAUCAUAUUGAAGAAGAGCUUAAUCUAGCGUAUGCAUAUCAUGAAAUGACAAGCUUGCAGUCAGAUCAAAUGUUUAAAUGGUUUAAAUCCCACCUUUAGAUAUAGUAUAAUAGUUCUAAUAUACUCCCUCCGUCCCGGAAUACUCGACCCGGUUUGACCGGCACAGAGUUUAAGGGACUUGAAUUGACUUAUUUAAUUUAAUAGAUAGUAUUUGAUAGUGGGGUAUUAUUUUAAUGUAGUCAGUGGGAGGUGGGUUAAGAGGUGGGGUUGGGGGAGAGUAGGGGUUGAAUUUUUAAUUAUUUUUUGUAUGUAGUAGGGGGUAGGUGGGUUAAUAGGGGUGGAGUGAGAAAUAAUAUAAUAUUGUUAGAAUAUUUCCAUUUUUAGAAACAGGUCAAGUAUUAAGGGACGGCCCGAUAAGGAAAACAGGUCAAGUAUUCCGGGACGGAGGGAGUAUAUACUCUCGUAUCUAGUACUUCGUAUUAGAGAAAGAUAAAAACGUGCGAAUCAUAAAAUUUAUCCUCUCCCUUGUUUUUUCCGUUCCCGUGCCAUGUUGUUCCUGUUGCUUUCUUUCGUGCUGGGCUGUGCAAGCUAAUUAUUAUCCACCUUGUCCAAAUCCUG
Messenger RNA from Spinacia oleracea (spinach), 1569 nucleotides. RefSeq lists its product as uncharacterized. Lineage: Eukaryota; Viridiplantae; Streptophyta; Magnoliopsida; Caryophyllales; Amaranthaceae. The coding region runs from base 1 to 1050 and encodes 349 amino acids. The transcript has a single exon. The record is from RefSeq and is a predicted model, not a curated record.